Messenger RNA from Penicillium oxalicum, 1038 nucleotides. Its product is annotated as class I SAM-dependent methyltransferase. Gene Ontology annotation, molecular function: methyltransferase activity. The transcript has 5 exons. The record is from RefSeq and is a predicted model, not a curated record. Bases 1 to 1038 code for a protein of 345 amino acids. NCBI's taxonomy places the organism in Eukaryota, Fungi, Ascomycota, Eurotiomycetes, Eurotiales, Aspergillaceae.
AUGGUCUCCUCCGAUCCAGUGGACGCGCCCUCGGCACCAUCCGAGUCCGCCCCACCCGUCCCUCUUACACACGACGACAAUCCGAGCAAUAAUGCGCCCGGUCCGAUUGCGAUCGAUGAUUUUGGCGACGAUUCUAAUAGUGAAUUCGACGACGAAUUGUCCGACUUGACCUCACUUUCCUCCAGCGUCCUAGCAUUUGAAUGGCUGAUGCUGUUGGGUGGAGAGCUUUACAAUGCACCUAUUGGUCCGUCACCGCAAAACAUUUUGGAUCUGGGCACUGGCACGGGGAUUUGGGCCAUGGACAUGGCAGAAAAGUUCCCGAGUGCGCAUAUCAUCGGCAACGACAUUAGUCCCAUUCAGCCAACGUGGGUCGCACCAAACAUUGAAUUCAUUGUCGAAGAUUUCGAAGGUGACUGGCAAUAUGAGCCCAAUCACUUUGACUUUAUUCAUGCUCGAUGUCUGGCCGGAUGUGUGGCCGAUUGGCCAGGUUUUAUUCGCCGAAUCUUCGACCAUGUUAAGCCGGGCGGCUAUUUUGAAUCCCACGAGAGUGCCGUUUGGGCCUGGAGUGACGACGGAUCUCUCAAGCCCGAGUCUGCACUGAUGGAAUGGCAGCAGGCUGUGAAUGUUGCUGGCGACAAGAUCGGCCGCGAGCUGAAUAUCUACCACAAGCUGAAGGACUGGAUGAUCGCGGCUGGAUUCGAGGAUGUGAAUCUGUCGGUCUAUACACUUCCGUUCUCGCCCUGGCCUCGAGACCCGCACUUAAAGGCGCUGGGCAAAUACCAGGCAGUGCAAUUGCAGCAAGCCAUUGAUUCCUAUUCUUUACGCCUGUACACGCAAGUUCUGGGAUGGGAUCCCGAUGUCGCCAAGAUUCACAACGCUGUGGUCAAACGAGAGCUCCGCGACAAGAGGUUGCACGCAUAUGUCCAAACGUACGUGCAACAUCCCUACUAUCUGAUCAGCUCAGAGUUGCAAAAACUAACAAUUAAUUUUUUGGACGCUCUCAGGGUCGCUGUCUAUGGAAGAAAGCCUCGGUAUUAG